This is a messenger RNA of Anthonomus grandis grandis, 1796 nucleotides long. RefSeq names its product crustacean hyperglycemic hormone (gene ITP). Gene Ontology annotation, biological process: circadian rhythm. Bases 311 to 718 code for a protein of 135 amino acids. The record is from RefSeq and is a predicted model, not a curated record. Gene Ontology annotation, cellular component: extracellular region. The transcript is spliced from 4 exons. Lineage: Eukaryota; Metazoa; Arthropoda; Insecta; Coleoptera; Curculionidae. Gene Ontology annotation, molecular function: neuropeptide hormone activity.
AACGGCCAAGAGUAUCUACAAGCAGUCUGUUUACGGCAUCAGAUAUACAGCAUCCGUUAUAAGUUUUCAGGCGUGGGGGCUUUUCAGACGCGCGAAUUUCAGCAGAUUUUUUAUUUAAAUCAGUUUGCGCAUUUUUUCCACGCGAAAACCAGAGAAAAAAAACCGAAAGUGAGUUUUUUCCUUUUUUUAUUGACUAAUUAAAUCGUACGGGUUUUGUGAACAGGAUAAACUUUUUGAGAACUUUUCAACUACUUGUUGAUAUCCGAUUUGUUUGGUGGGCGGUUUUUUUUCUGAGGAAAACAAAAAACAAAUGAGUCAGCGAUCGUCGCACCCAGAACAGCGCGUGAGCGGCACUAGGAGGGCAGCGGUGUGGUGUCUGGCCAUCGCGUUGGUGGUCCAGAGCGCACGUGCGGGCACCCCUUGGAGAAGAGGAGAUCCGCUACUGAGCCAUCACCUCUCCAAGAGGUCCUUCUUCAACAUACAGUGCAAGGGCGUCUACGACAAAGGCAUCUUCGCCAAACUGGACCGUAUCUGCGAAGACUGUUACAAUCUGUUUAGAGAGCCUCAAGUGCAUUCGUUGUGCAUGACAAACUGUUUCACCUCGGGAUAUUUCAAGGGGUGUCUGGAAACGUUACAAUUGACAGACGGCGACGAGAUGGAACAGGUGAAGGACUGGAUAAAACAAAUACACCGGGCACCUCCCGACGAUGAGGUAUAAGCCUUGGCGAUGAUUUCAACGUCCCAAUGUUUCACAACUGAGUAUUUCAAAGGUUGCGUCGAGUCUCUACUGAUGACGGAGGACAUGCCCACCUACCGCAAAAUGAUCGAGUACUUGGCAAAAUAAACAUCGACACGCGAUAUCGACUACAUAUCGAUAUCGAUACCCGAUCACCGUAGAGCGCAAACACCUUUGUGUCCUAUUAUUCUAGUCCAAAAAAUCACCAUUAGACAAAUAAUUGUAUUAAUUUUUAGUGUAGGUAUUUUGACAGAAUUAUGAACAAACAUUUUUGCCCUUUUUUUUCUCUUUUAUUUUGUUCUACUUCUUUUGGUCUAAAUUAUUAUUUAUUUAUUUAUUUAUAUGUAGUAUUUAUGUCAAUGUCAUGAAAGCCUUUAAAUUUCUUUAAAACGACCAAAAUGAGUAUAACAUGGUUUCAUCACACACAUCUCAUUUUAAGUAUUAAUUAAUUUUCUUCAGGUAUAUAUUUAUUUUUCGCAUUUAUUCGAUUGUUAAACUGCUUUGAAAGGCUGGAUGGAUAAAGCCGUCUAACAAUCCUUCAUAAUUUUUUUUACGUAGUCUUCUCUGUAACAACAUAAGUUUUAUUUAUUAUUAUAAUGUUGAGAUUAUUUUUUAAUGAUUAUUGAGUACUGCAUAGCAAAAUAUGGUUGGUAUUAUAUAAAGUAGCAAGUGAACAGUACAAAAACCAACCUCUUUUUUGCUAUGCAGAACUUCUAGAGACAUUCCUUUAUCAGUAUUUUAAGAGGUUGUCAUUGAACGAAACAAAUCGGUGCCUAUAUUUGACAAUUUUUACAAUGGAGUGUGUAAUAGAUUUUGUAAUAUGAAUGUAAUUCACUUUUUGUUGUUCUGUAAUUUAGGUGUGAGUCUUUUGUGUAUAGGCCGAACUGUUUUGGAGACGGCCUCUAAACGCGUUUUAGUUUUUAUUGUUUGUAUUAUACCAGUUAUGUAUUAAAAGUUCAUCUAAAUUAUUAUUCUACGAUAAAUUAUGGUUAUUGUAAAAUGACAGCUUCAUUGGAAAAUAUAGAAAAUAAACAAAAAAAAAUAUCUUUUUGAAAGAAUA